CAUUUCGGAAUGGCACAUCCAGGUAAUGUAGCAUACAAAUUUCGUGAUCGUUUUCAUAUAGCAAACGAUAUAUUAAGAUGGUUCCCUGGACAUAUGAAUAAAGGUUUGAAACAAAUGCAAAACCAAUUAAAACAUGUAGAUUGUAUUAUAGAAGUUCAUGAUGCAAGGGUUCCAAUUUCUGGACAUUAUGCAAAUUUUAACAGAACAUUAAUUGGUGUAAAGCCUCAUAUUUUUAUAUUAAAUAAAAUGGAUUUGACUGAUAUGAAAUUUAAAAAUUCUAUAAUGGAAACUUUAAAUAAAAAGCAGAUAUCUAAUGUAUUAUUUACCAACUUUAAAAAUGUAAAAUGUGAAGGUGUUAAACAAUUACUGCCUUUAGCAAGAACAUUAAUAAAGGAGUCAAAUCGCUAUAACAGAUCACAAGAAACUUCAUUUCAAAUGAUGGUUAUUGGUGUUCCAAAUGUGGGAAAGUCUUCACUUAUUAAUCGUUUAAGAAAUAAUAACCUUCAUAAAACUAAGGCUGCACCAGUUGGUGCUGUUGCUGGCAUUACACGGUCUGUAUCAACAAAAAUAAAAAUAUUAGAAAAUCCAAAUAUCUAUAUCAUAGAUACACCAGGAAUUUUAAGUCCUAUAAUAGAUAAUGUAUAUACUGGUCUAAAAUUAGCAUUAGUUGGUUGUAUGCAAGAUCAUUUAAUAGGACCAGAAUUACUAGCAGAUUUUUUGUUAUUUUGGUUAAAUAAACAGAAGCGAUUUGAAUAUGUAGAAAAAUUAGGAUUGACAAGUCCACAUGAUAGUAUAUUAUACAUUCUUAUAUAUAUUGCAGCAAAACUGAAAAAAACUAUAAGCGUAAAAAAUUAUGAUGGUAAAACACAUGUAAAACCAAAUUUAAGAUUUGCAGCAACACAUUUUCUUACUUUGUUCAGGAAUGGAGAAUUAGGUUGUUAUUGUUUAGAUGAAGACAUAUUAUGUUCCCAAUAA
Molecule: messenger RNA, 975 nt
Organism: Eufriesea mexicana
Lineage: Eukaryota; Metazoa; Arthropoda; Insecta; Hymenoptera; Apidae
Product: mitochondrial GTPase 1
Exons: 1
Coding region: 10-975 (321 amino acids)
Biological process (GO): mitochondrial translation
Cellular component (GO): mitochondrion
Molecular function (GO): GTP binding; GTPase activity
Source: RefSeq, a predicted model, not a curated record